Messenger RNA from Echinococcus granulosus, 1146 nucleotides. RefSeq names its product 60S ribosomal protein L27a. The coding region runs from base 1 to 1146 and encodes 381 amino acids. The transcript has 6 exons. NCBI's taxonomy places the organism in Eukaryota, Metazoa, Platyhelminthes, Cestoda, Cyclophyllidea, Taeniidae. Gene Ontology annotation, cellular component: ribosome; cytosolic large ribosomal subunit. Gene Ontology annotation, molecular function: structural constituent of ribosome. The record is from RefSeq and is a predicted model, not a curated record. Gene Ontology annotation, biological process: translation.
AUGAAUGAUUCUGGCGAGGUUUACGCCUCCAAUGAGCAUCCUUCAUCUACCACCCAAGGCACCGUUUUACGGCAGUCCAAAAUAAAGGCCAAGAAGACCAGGAAGCUGAGGGGUCACGUUAGUCACGGCAUGGGUCGUGUUGGUAAGCACAGGAAGCAUCCUGGUGGUCGAGGUAAUGCCGGUGGCGAACACCACCAUCGCAUUAACUUCAACAAAUACCACCCGGGUUACUUUGGGAAAAUUGGAAUGCCUCACUACCAUUUGAAGCGUAAUCCAUAUUAUUGUCCAACUAUAAAUUUGGACAAACUGUGGUCCCUUGUUUCUGAUGCGACCUACGAAAAGUAUAAGAACUCCAAAGAUGGGAAAGCUCCUGUUAUUGAUUGCGUUCGAAAGGGGUACUUUAAAGUUCUGGGUAAGGGUAUCCUUCCAAAAGUUCCCGUCAUCGUGAAGGCGCGGUUCUUCUCGAGACGUGCAGAGGAGAGGAUUAAGGCUGUUGGCGGCGCCUGCAUCCUUACUGCGAAUGUAGGAAAGUACUCCGAAGUGAAGAAACCACAGAGGCCUAGCCGAGAUGCUGAGGUGAGGCGCUCUAAAUCGACUAAUGUUUCGCCCACUGGAACUCACAAAAAGAAUGCCGGUGUUGGCUACGCGUUUAUGCGAGAUAAUGAGACCAAUACUAUACAACCGAUAUUUCCCAGCAAUACACCAGUAGGUGUCAAAAAGUGCGGUUUGAAUCCGUCCAUUGCUACUCCGUGCUCGUCAUCUGGGCAGGCUUAUGGAGACGAAGAUAAGGCUCCUGAUGAUGUUGUUGCACGCAAGAAACAGGUUCAUGCAGUGGACGAAAGCGGCUCUGGGACAAGGCUGAGGGCAUGCGCAAGAGCUGUCAAUAUUGUCGCUCUUGAUGAUGAGACCGAGGAGAUAAACAAUAUGCUCAACGAUCCCGAUGAUCGGAGAAUAAGAACAAUUUGCGAACGAUUCCAAUGCGACCUAGAUAUCUACGCUAAAAAUCUCAUAGGCGGAUUCAUGCAAUACACAGUGGACAUUGCGGCCCCGAAUGCCUCAAGCCUUCUUGGAUGUGUGAAGAACCUCGACUCAGCCCUAGGUUGGCACAUAGCUCCACAGCUGAAUAGCGGUAACAAUCAAAAGUAG